Molecule: messenger RNA, 1737 nt
Organism: Nilaparvata lugens (brown planthopper)
Lineage: Eukaryota; Metazoa; Arthropoda; Insecta; Hemiptera; Delphacidae
Product: glutamyl aminopeptidase-like
Biological process (GO): proteolysis; peptide catabolic process
Cellular component (GO): cytoplasm
Molecular function (GO): peptide binding; metalloaminopeptidase activity; zinc ion binding
Source: RefSeq, a predicted model, not a curated record
UGGCGUUUUCCUUUGCGAUCUGUUAUCAGCUAAAUAAUAAUCGAUUGUGUCUAUCGACAGUUCGAUAUCCCUCAACAUUUUAGGUCCAUUAGUAUCUACAAGGUCUUGACAAGUUGACGCAGCCAAUAAUAUUCGAUCACAGAUAACAGAUCAUGCUCUCUCUCUCUCCGAUUCUAAUACUGUUGAUAGACUUUCUAUCAGACAGCUAUCUGCUAUUUAAGCACUGACUCCAAUCAUUACCAGUUCUUGUGUCUGUUCGGUUAUGUUGAUAAGAACCAGUUUAGUGUUGUGUUACGUGCUUCUGUGUUAAUUUCACUUUGAUUGAUAAAAGUGCGCUUAUGGAAUAUUGUACGCCCACAACACAACGAGUGUUUUCAAAUGCUGAUAGCUCCAGAGUUACCAUAGUCCAGGGUGUGGGAACCUAUUAUUUAAACAUGGAAAUAUGGAAUAAUAUUCCAUUUUGAGUUAAAGAGUAAUCUGUGAUAAUCUAUCAAAAUUAGUGAACAAAAAACACUGUCCAAAUGGUCAAUAUUUUAUUCUUUGGAUGUUUUGAAAACCCCGCCAAAUUAAGAGUACUCUUUGGGAUUUCUAUGGCAGUGGCGGUGGCACUGGCACUUCUAAAAUCAGCUGAUGGAAGAGACGCCAACAAGUUGAAUUUGAAAACUUCAAGUUCUAAUUGUCAUCUUUCAUCAAACUUGAAAGCAAUUAAAAUCAAUAAUUCAAUGGCAGACUCAGUAUGGAGUCAGGAAGACUCCAAACCAUGGGAAAGCCAAACUCGUCUCCCAGCCGAAGUUGUUCCAGAAACUUAUGACAUCUUUCUGAAUCCCGACUUGGCGGAGGGCAAAUUCAGUGGCAGCAUCAAAAUCAACCUGAAAGUGCUGUCGGCGAGAAAGAUCAUUGUUCUUCAUGCCGAUCAACUGAAUGUCAGCUCAACAAAAUUGGUGAAAUUAGAGAACGCAAACUCUACUGCAGGUGUUGAUAUUGCUAUAGCCAGUACAUUCAACUAUGAAAAGAAUCAGUAUUUUGUGAUAAUCUGCGCCAAUCCUAUACAACCAGGAUCUUAUUUGUUGAAGUUGGACUUUUCUGGAAAUCUGACAGGGAAAAUUGUGGGCUUCUAUAGGAGUACUUACAAGGAUGCUACUGAUGGAACUAAAAGGUCGAUUGCUACUACAAAAUUUGAGCCAACCUACGCAAGGAAAGCGUUUCCCUGCUUUGAUGAACCAAGCUUUAAAGCUGAAUUCAUUGUAUCCCUGGUCAAGCCGUCAGACGACAAGUUCAUUGCCCUUUCCAACAUGAAUGUCGUGAAGACCGAAGUGGACCAGCCUAGGCGUGGCUCGACAGUGGUGCACUUUGCCAAAUCGGUUCCAAUGUCCACCUACCUGGCCUGUUUCAUCGUUUGCGACUUUGAGCAGCUUCCGUCUGCGCAUGCGCAGGCCGGAUUUCCGGUCACUGUGUACGGUCGGCGAGGCCAAGUCCACAACCUUGACUAUGCACUGCGGUUGGCUACCAACACUAUCAACUACUACAUCGAAUACUUCGGCAUCGACUACCCUCUGCCUAAACUCGAUUUGAUAGCUAUUCCAGACUUUGUAUCGGGUGCGAUGGAGAACUGGGGGCUCAUCACGUUCAGAGAGACAUCGGUAUUCUUCAACCCCGAAGUGAGCUCCCCUCUCAAUCAGGAUAGGGUGGCCAUGACUGUCACCCACGAGCUAGCUCACAUGUGGUUCGGAAAUCUAG